Molecule: messenger RNA, 921 nt
Organism: Punica granatum (pomegranate)
Lineage: Eukaryota; Viridiplantae; Streptophyta; Magnoliopsida; Myrtales; Lythraceae
Source: RefSeq, a predicted model, not a curated record
AUGGCCGGAUCUGAAACCACGAAGAACAAAAACAACAUCGACGGCGAGAACAACUGCAACAACAAUCAUAACGUUUCCGCCACAACAGCUGGCACCGUCUCGUCCAUGGCACUGCCUUCUAAACCAGCCUGUCGGAGGUUCGUUGGGGUCAGGCAGCGGCCUUCGGGCAGGUGGGUGGCAGAGAUCAAGGACUCAUCUCAACGUGUGAGGCUGUGGCUUGGGACGUAUGACACUCCUGAGGAGGCAGCCCGAGCGUAUGAUGAAGCCGCCCGUGCAUUACGCGGCGAAAAUGCUCGGACGAAUUUUGCAUCAAUAAGUAAUAAUUAUGGUCCGUGUCAGCAGCCGGCCAACCUGUCUAGGCCGGUCAACAACUCAUCGCACGGGCUAAGUUUCUCAUCCCUGAAGGCCAAACUAAGCAAGAACCUUCAGAGUAUCAUGGCCAGGACCACAGAGAACAAGUCGUCGAAAAGUAGGGUUAGUGAUCACUUCACCUUUGCUAGCAUAUUCCACUUUAAGGGCUAUCACCAAUACCAAAACCCACCUGACAUGAGGAACAUGGACAAGGUGGUGCAACCAAGCAUCAUCGUACCAUCACAUGUCGUGGAUGAUUUCGCUGACCCGUGUUGCUGGGACAGCUCAAGCUUGUCCGACUGCAGCUGUGAGUGGGCCGGGUUCCGGCACCCGACAGGGUUCGACUCUGACGGGUCAUCAGACAUUGGAGACGUCAGAAUCGGGGAUCAUAACGGGUUCACAGAUUGUCAAAUAGCAGGCUGGAUGGAUAGCCCUGAGUGGAGCUCGUGUUCAAGCAGUGGUGAGGGUUCGAGGAGCAAGAGGUUCAAGGUGUCUUCUUCCGUGGUCAUUCCUCCGACUUUUAGUGCAUGCGGGUCGCCGUACAACAAUAAUAUUGGCCCUGAGAACUGA